Messenger RNA from Racocetra fulgida, 854 nucleotides. NCBI's taxonomy places the organism in Eukaryota, Fungi, Glomeromycota, Glomeromycetes, Diversisporales, Gigasporaceae. The record is from the annotation of a GenBank genome assembly.
ACCUAGACGAUAACAAAUUUACAAAUGGGUCUUCAUUUCCGGAGAGAUCAAUAAUACCAGAUGCUAAAGGAACUUCUGGUUUAAUCGUCGCUGGAUCUAAGCUUGCUGACCCAGAGCUGAACACUUACGGUCUAAAUUUAAGAUAUAGAUAUGAUAAUAAAUAUCAUAAUGGAAAUUUGAGUAUUGCAGUUCAUAUUUUGGUUGCACGAGCAUUCAUCCCUAAUCCAGAAAACAAGCCCUAUGUUAAUCAUAUCAAUGGUAUCAAACAUAAUAAUCGGGCUGAUAAUUUGGAGUGGGUAACUCCUAAAGAGAAUGCUGAACGUAGGAUAUUUCCAAAUCACGGCAGUAUCGGAUCCAGAAAAAUUGUGCAGAAAAUGCUAGACGGAAAUGUUGUUCAGAUUUGGGAUUCUAUCCUUCUUGCCAGUGGUGCACUCAAAAUUUCAGAAUCUUGCAUUUCAGAAUGUUGUAGCGGGAAGCAAAAAACUUCUGGUUCACUGCAUAUGGGUUAUCGAAAAGUCGCUCGAAAAGGAUAUCUUGUUCAUCGCUUGGUGGCAUUGGCGUUUUGUCCAAAAGAAGAAGAAAAAGAAUACGUAAAUCAUAUUGAUAGCAACCCUACAAAUAAUAAUGCAUCCAAUCUUGAAUGGUGCACACAAAAAGAAAUUAUGCAACAUGCUGUACAUCUUGGGCUUGGGCACCGAUGUGCUGUAAAGCAGAUUUUUGGUGACGGAUCUUUCCGAGAAUUUCCAUCCAUAGCUGAAGCACGGCGUGUUACUGGAAUUAAUCAUAUUUGGAAGGUGUGUCGGGGACUUCAAGCUCAAGCUGGAGGGUAUCGUUGGGAGUAUGUUGCACAAUAA